AUGUUCAUUAAACAGGUCAUUAUUCAAGGCUUUAAGUCCUACAGAGAGCAAACUGUGGUGGAACCCUUCGAUCCCAAACACAAUGUAGUUGUUGGAAGAAAUGGAUCAGGCAAAAGCAACUUCUUCUAUGCUAUACAGUUUGUGCUCAGUGAUGAGUUUUCCCACCUCAGGCCAGAGCAGCGCCAAGCUCUUCUACAUGAGGGUACUGGACCAAGGGUGAUCACUGCAUAUGUGGAAAUAAUUUUUGACAACACGGAUGGACGGUUGCCAAUUGAUAAAGAAGAAGUUUAUCUUAGAAGAGUUAUUGGUGCGAAAAAAGAUCAAUAUUUCCUUAACAAAAAGAUGGUACCAAGAUCCGAUGUGAUGAACCUCUUGGAGUCUGCCGGUUUUUCACGCUCUAAUCCUUAUUAUAUUGUGAAGCAGGGAAAGAUCAAUCAAAUGGCUACAGCUCCUGAUUCUCAACGGUUAAAGUUGCUGAGAGAAGUAGCUGGAACUAGGGUCUAUGAUGAAAGGAAGGAGGAAUCCAAAGCUAUUUUAAAAGAAACGGAAGGAAAGAUUGAUAAGAUCAAAGAAUUUCUUCACACAAUUGAAGAGAGACUGAAGACUCUUGAAGAAGAGAAAGAAGAGUUGAAGGAGUACCAAAAAUGGGAUAAAAUGAGACGGUCCCUGGAGUACUGUAUUCAUGAUCGAGAGUUAAAAGAUACCCGGAAAAAACUUGAUGAGAUGGAGCAAGCCCGAAAAAACUCCGGUGAAGAGCAGAAAAAGUUUACCUCAGAUUUGCAGAAGGCACAGGAGGGUGCUAGGGUAGCCAAUAGAAAGAUGAAGGAAGUGAAAAAGGAAGUACAGGCUGCCAAAGAAGAGCGUGAUACUCUUAGUGCAGAGCAUCAGUUGCUUCUGAAAGAGCAAGCCAAGCUCAACUUGACUAUCUCUGAUCUUAAGGAGGAAGUUAGUGGCAACAAGGACUCUCGGGAACGAGCCGAGAAAGAAUUGGAUAAAUUAAAGAAGACAAUUGAACAGAAAGAGCUUGAACUUGAAAGAUUGAAACCACAAUAUGAAGAAGAAAAGAAAAAAGAAGAGGAAUUUACCAGAGACUUGGCACUUAAGGAACAAAAGAGAAAAGAACUGUAUGCUAAGCAGGGCAGAGGAAGUCAGUUCACGUCGAAAGAAGAGCGUGACUUAUGGAUUCAAAAGGAGUUAAAAUCCCUGUCCAAGCAGAUUAAGGACAAGAUGGACCAUGAGAAGAAGCUAACAGAUGACCUUAAAAAGGAUACAGAAAAACAUGCGCAACUCAUUAAGAAGAUUGAUGAUCAAACAAAGCAAAUGGAACAGUUACGAUUGAGCAUUGAUGAGUACAACAAAAAAUAUUAUGAGGAUAAGAAGAACAAAGAUCAGCAUCAAAGUAGAAGAAACGAACUGUGGAAGAAAGAGAACCAAAGUCAGCAAAACCAAUCUUCUUUAAAGGAAGAUUUAGCCAAAGCUGACCAACAACUGCGCUCUAUGGCAGGUAAACCUAUUCUGAAUGGACGAGACAGUGUUCGGAAAGUUCUCGACACUUUCAAACAAAGAGGAGGCCAAUUUGCUGAAGUUGCCGACUCAUAUUAUGGCCCGGUCAUCGAAAAUUUUGAUUGUGAGAAAAGCAUUUAUACAGCUGUUGAAGUAACUGCUGGAAAUCGAUUGUUCCAUCAUAUUGUUGAUUCAGACAAAGUGGGAACACAGAUUCUGAAAGAAAUGAACAAACAAAAGCUCCCCGGCGAAGUCACCUUCAUGCCAUUGAAUCGUUUGCAUGUUAAAGAGCAAAACUACCCCAAAACUCAGGAUGCAAUUGCCAUGGUUUCAAAACUAAACUAUAAACCAGAUUAUGACAAAGCCCUGAGAUAUGUCUUUGGUAAGACUUUGAUUUGCAGAAAUCUUGAAGUUGCUACCAAUCUUGCUAAGACUACUGGCCUUGACUGUGUGACUCUUGAAGGAGAUCAAGUGUCUUCUAAAGGGUCUCUCACUGGAGGUUACUUCAACACGUCACGGUCUCGUCUUGAGAUUCAGAAAACUCGUAGUGAAUUGAUGGUUCAGAUUAGUGACCAAGAUAAAGAACUGCAAGCUGUCAGAGAAGAUCUCCGAAAAGAAGAGGCUGAGAUCAACAAGGUAGUGUCUGAUAUGCAGCGCACUGAGACCAAAAACAGUAAAGCCAAGGAUACAUAUGAUCAAAUUAAAGCUGAAAUUCGUCUGAUGAGGGAAGAAGUUGGAAGUAUUGAUAGAUACAAAACAUCUAAAGAACGCUCCCUUGCACAGUGCAAGUCUAACUUGGAGGCUAUGCAAACUACCAAAGAGGGCUUGCAAUCUGAACUGAACCAGGAUCUUAUGGCCCAGUUAUCAGUUCAAGACCAGCGUCAAGUGGACAUGCUCAAUGAUGAAAUUCGCCGUCUCACUCAGCUGAACAAAGAGGCCUUUAGUAAGCGUAUGAAGCUUGAGGCUGAGAAAAAUAAAUUGGAUAAUCUACUGACAAACAAUUUGAUCAGGCGAAGGGAUGAGCUGGUACAAGCCCUCCAGGAAAUUUCAGUUGAGGAUAGAAAACGUCAUCUUGACCAAAACAGCUCUGAUCUGGCAUCAAUCAACAAAAAGAUUGAAGAUGUUAUGGAGUCUCACAAGGAAAUGGAAAAGAAGGUUCAGGCUGCAACCAAAAAGGAAAGAGCUGAAAAAGUUGAACUUGAAAAGUGGAGAAUGAAAGAAAAAGAGCUCCAAGAAAAGAUGGAGGAGGACGCCAAAGACCUGGAGAAAAUGACUUCUCGACAUAAUACUUUGAUGGCUAAGGUUGAGGAGUGUACCAAGAAAAUAUCAGACCUUGGCAGUUUGCCUCAGCCUGAAAUGAUAAAUAAAUAUAUGAAUCUCAGCCAGAAAGCUCUGUUUAAAGAAAUGGAGAAAGCUAACACGCAUUUAAAGAAGUACAGCCAUGUAAACAAAAAGGCUCUUGAUCAAUUUAUGAGCUUUUCUGACCAGAAGGAGAAGUUGGUCAAACGAAAAGAAGAACUGGAUCGAGGUGAUGAAAAAAUUAAGGAGUUGAUGAAUGUUCUUGAACAACGCAAAUUUGAAGCUAUUCAGUUUACUUUUAAACAAGUAACCAAGUAUUUUAGCGAUGUUUUCAAAAAACUUGUACCUGAGGGCGAAGCUAAACUCAUCAUGAGAACGGCUGAUGGUGAAGAGGGAGGAAAUCCUCGUGUGGAAACUGACUCUGAGCAAUUCACAGGAGUUCAAAUCAGAGUUUCAUUUGUAGGAAAGAACCAUGGUGAAAUGCGAGAGAUGAAUCAACUUUCAGGAGGUCAAAAAUCACUUGUUGCCCUCGCAUUAAUUUUUGCUAUCCAAAAAUGUGACCCAGCCCCAUUCUAUCUUUUUGAUGAAAUUGAUCAGGCUCUUGAUGCCCAACAUCGGAAAGCUGUCGCUGAUAUGAUUCACGCCAUGGCUGGACAGGCUCAGUUCAUCACAACCACUUUCAGACCUGAACUUCUGGAACAUGCCAACAAGUUCUACGGAGUCAAGUUCAGGAACAAGGUUUCUCACGUGGAAUGUGUUACUAGAGAAGAGGCCUAUGACUUUGUGGAGGAUGACCAAACACAUGGCUAGAUUUUUAGUGAAUGUAUUUCUUUUCUUUUUUUUUUGUUAAUGGUUUUGUACAUGUUUCUGAAAUAAGCAUUUGUAAAUAUGACAGAAGAUGUGACAUUUUGUAAAUUAAGUUUGUACAUGUCUUAUAUUUCAUCCCUAUUGACUGUUAAGAACUGUACAUAUGGGACAAAUUUCAUUUGUUGGGCCCUGUAAGUGUGUAACCAUCAUAUUAAUUUUAUGAGUUUUCAAAAAAGUGUAUUGUCUGUUUAUUAUUUUAGAUUUUCUUUUACCUUGGGACAUCGAUUAUUUUAGCUUUGUUAAAUUUGCUAUCUUAGUGUAAUUUCCAUUCUUGACAAAUGCCCUCUUGUAAUAAAUCAAUUUGCAGUGUAUGUGUGUGCAUAGCAUCCAUGGACUUGCUUCACAAUAUCCUAUUGGUGAGGUUUAUGUAUGUAGACAGUAUAAUCAAAAUUAAAGAGAUCAAAGUAAAGUCUUUAA
Molecule: messenger RNA, 4086 nt
Organism: Thrips palmi
Lineage: Eukaryota; Metazoa; Arthropoda; Insecta; Thysanoptera; Thripidae
Gene: SMC3
Product: structural maintenance of chromosomes protein 3
Exons: 17
Coding region: 1-3612 (1203 amino acids)
Biological process (GO): mitotic sister chromatid cohesion
Cellular component (GO): chromosome
Molecular function (GO): protein binding; ATP binding; ATP hydrolysis activity
Source: RefSeq, a predicted model, not a curated record